Osmerus eperlanus (European smelt) is the source of this 1200-nucleotide messenger RNA. RefSeq names its product solute carrier family 35 member F4. The coding region runs from base 1 to 1200 and encodes 399 amino acids. Lineage: Eukaryota; Metazoa; Chordata; Actinopteri; Osmeriformes; Osmeridae. The record is from RefSeq and is a predicted model, not a curated record. The transcript has 7 exons.
AUGAACAGACUCUCUGCUAAGGUGUCUCCGUCUCCGGCCCCCAGCCCCAACCUCCUACAGCUGCCUGCGCCCACAGAGGAUGGGCAAAGACAGAGGGAUGGGGACACUGACUUAGCAGAGGGAGACCGAGGAGGAGAGGUAGAGGAGGGAGAGGCCGAAGGGGGUAAGCAAGGUUGCUGCGCCCACUGCCGGCUGCGGGCGAUCCGCCGGGUGGCGUGCGGGCUGCUCCUGGGGGGUUGUGUGGCGCUGGUGUGGGCAGGAGGCACUCACAGCGCCAGGCUGGCUCUACAGCUGCUCCCAGCCCCCUUCUUCAUCACCUGGUUCUGCUGCACCUGGAACCUGCUCCUUUUCCCACUUCACUACCUGAUGCAUCUACUGGGGGCAGGGUCCCCACACGGGCCCGCCACACACAUCAGGCGGUAUGCUGGUUUCCUUGCCGACCAGCCCCUGACGGUUCGGGGGGUGGUGAGAGGCGUGUCUCCGUUUGCGGUGCUGUGGAAUCUGUCUGGCUACCUGUACCUGCUGUCUCUCAGACACAUCGCCCCCGGCGACGCCUGCGCUGUUCUUUGCUGUAGUCAAGCCUUCCACUUCCUCCUUGCCUGGAUUGGGUUAAACCACCACUUCAUGGGAGUGAGGAUUGUGGCCGCCAUUCUCUCCAUCACCGGGAUUGUCAUGCUGGCCUAUGCAGAUGGUUUCCAUAGUGAAUCCAUCAAAGGAGUUGCUUUGGCUGUAGGCUCAGCCUCAACCUCCGCCAUUUACAAGGUAUUGUUUAAGAAGUGUGUGGGAGAGGAGCAGUCUGGUGCAGCUAGCGUGCUGCUGACCUGUGUGGGGCUUUGCAGCUGUGUGCUCCACUCCUGGGUGUGUGUGCUGCUUUACCUCACACACGUGGAGUACUGGCCCCUCACACAGCACCUGCCCUGGGACCACCUGUGUGUGACUGCUGCUUUGUUGCUAGGCUUCAACGUGCUGGUGCACCUGGGGGGUGAGCUGACCUACCCCUCCCUUCUCUCUCUGGGCAUGCUGCUUAGUGUUCCUGCCAGCACAGGCCUAGAUAUCUACUUGGGGGCAGCUACUCAGCUCAGCCAGGUGAGGGUGGCGGCAGCGGCUAUCAUCGCCGUGGGAUACCUCCUUUUGCUACUGCCCGAGCACUGGGACGAGCGCGUUCUGGGGUGGGCAGAAGGGCUGUGGCAGGGAACUUAA